ACUGAGCCCCCACCCCGAACUGAAAGUCCACCCCGGGCCGGCGCCCCGGAGGAGGGGUUCGUGCCCCAGCCGCGAGCCCGGCGGUGCGCACCCCAUUGGGCGUGGAGGCCCGGCCCGAGUGCUUUACCGCUUUUCCUCUCUCGCCAGGCCCCGCGACGGAGGACGGCUCAGGGCAGCGGCGGCAUGUGAGGGUGACAGCGCGCGCGCCAGGAGCCCGAGAGCGCGGAGCGCGCGUGGGCCAGGUGGACGUCAGCCUGCCGGCGGGGCCGCCGGGCGCUCGGGAUGGACGCCGAAGGCUUGGGUUGGCUUUUGGUCCCGCUGCAGCAGCUGGUUUCCUGGGGGGCAGCUGGGGCCAUGGUCUUCGGAGGGGUGGUGCCGUACAUCCCGCAGUACAGGGACAUCCGGAGGACUCAGAACGCCGAGGGCUUCUCGACCUACGUAUGUCUGGUGCUCCUGGUGGCCAAUAUCUUACGAAUCCUCUUCUGGUUCGGGAGGCGCUUCGAGGCGCCGCUGCUCUGGCAGAGCGUUGUCAUGAUCCUGACCAUGCUGCUGAUGCUGAAGCUCUGCACCGAGGUCCGCGUGGCCAACGAGCUGAACCUGAAGCGCCGGGUCUUUGCAGCUGCAGAUAAUAAAGAUGAAGCCAGAGCCCCCCCCAGGCGAUCAUAUCUGGACCUCGACCCCCAGCACUUUUGGCACUGGGACAGCUUUGGGGACUACGUGCAGUGCGUCCUGGCCUUCACCGGUGUGGCGGGCUGUGUCACCUACCUGUCCAUCGACUCGGCCCUUUUCGUGGAGAGCCUGGGCUUCCUGGCCGUGCUGACCGAGGCCAUGCUGGGCAUGCCGCAGCUCUGCCGCAACCACCGCCACCAGUCCACGGAGGGCAUGAGCAUCAAGAUGGUCCUCAUGUGGACGAGCGGCGACACCUUCAAGACGGUCUACUUCCUGCUGAACGGUGCGCCCCUGCAGUUCUCAGCGUGCGGGCUGCUGCAGGUGCUGGUGGACCUGGCCAUCCUGGGGCAGGCCUACGUGUUCACCCGCCACCCCCUAAAGCCGGCCCCCCACGCAGCACACCCCGCCAGCGCCAAGGCCCUCUGAGGCAGCCGGGAGGAUGAGGAUGCGGGACCACGGGCCGUGGGCUCCGGCCAGGCCACCUGUCCUCCCCGAGUGGGGCAGGUGGGUGCUGCGGCCCCGAGACAGGGUCCCAGCCAUUGGGUCUUGCUCAGCUUCUGUGGCUCUCACGGGGUGAUGGGGCCUGGGUGCCGACGUUGUGCUCUGUUAUCCAGGACUCGUGUGAGCAGGUUUUCCCCCCAGGCUGGGAGCCUGCUGCUCUCAAAGUGACGGAAAAGCAGGUCUCCUCUCCCACUUUGGCUCAAAAUACUGCUGGCUGGAGCCUGGGUCAUGUUCACAUACCAGGAGGAGGCCACCCUGGGCCCUGCAGGACCGAGGACCUCAGGAAACCUCCACAUCUCAGCCCCCGUGGCCUCGACGUGGCUGAUGGGGCCGAGGGGGCCUGCAGCUGGGCUGGGGAGCCCCAAGAUGGGAGAGACGGGGGGCAGGAGUGAGAAACGGCACCAGGAGAGCCCAGGUCCCAGCCCACGGAGCCCACAGCCUCAGACUGGCUGGGGGUGACUCCCGGCAGGGUCGGGCCUGGGACACGUCGGGGUGAGGUACCAAAGCACCACAGGGCUCUGGUUGCGAAACCCUAGGUAGGUCCCUUUCCAGGGCCCCCAGUGGCCUCGCUGCUCCGCCGGCCCCUCCUGGGCAGGCUGCUGUGGACCCACCGUCUCCAGCCGGGCUCUGGCCAGUGUGAGCCCCGGGGUGUUGGGAGCGGGGCCUGGGGCAUGGCAGGUGCAGCAGCCCCCGGGGCUGCCUGGGAAGGGGCAGACCCACUGGCCAUCCCCCCGGAGGGCUACCGCACAGGCAUCCCUUUCCUCUGGGAACCGUGUGCUUGCAGAUAUGGCCUUAGGUGUCUGUCUUCCAGGCCUGGAGAUGCCUGCGGGUCAGGGCAGGGGACAGCGAGGCAGGUGUUCCCCCAUGCUGUGCAGGGCAUCCCUGCUGCCACCCUCCUCCUGUGCAGCCCUCCGCAUCCGCUGUGCCUGGUGGUGGUGGGGUGCUGGUCUGACACUGGUCCCCGUUCGGUUUACACGAGCAUCUCAGCUGUGCCCAGCGGCCCUGCUCCAACUCCGGGCCCCGCAGGGCAAGUGUUUAGAUGCUUCCACACGGCUCCCGCAGGCGCUUUCCUUCCCCCAGGCAGAGGGGUGGCUCUGUAGCGUCCACGGUCCUGGGGCUGGUGCCAAAGCUGCAGCGUCUGCCGUGGCCAGUGCACGGCGUGCGGAGCCGUUUCCUCCUCCUGAGUUUUCCUCAAAAACUCCUGAAUGUUUGAGGAUCCUGCUUAGUUCUCUGGCCUGCAAGACGCUUUGAAAACGUUUACUUUUUAAAAAUGAAAGGAGAUGUCUGUAGCAGUCAUUGCCUCCAAAUUAACACAUUACCAGUGCAGGGGUGACCUACAUGCCACGUGUGGGAGCACUGCUGGUUCUGUCAGGGCGGCUUUAAUUCAAUAAACUGCUCGUGGAUCCAG
Aethalodelphis obliquidens (Pacific white-sided dolphin) is the source of this 2578-nucleotide messenger RNA. It is a transcript of the gene SLC66A2, whose product is annotated as solute carrier family 66 member 2. Bases 283 to 1095 code for a protein of 270 amino acids. Gene Ontology annotation, biological process: phospholipid translocation; retrograde transport, endosome to Golgi. NCBI's taxonomy places the organism in Eukaryota, Metazoa, Chordata, Mammalia, Artiodactyla, Delphinidae. The transcript has 5 exons. The record is from RefSeq and is a predicted model, not a curated record. Gene Ontology annotation, cellular component: endosome; trans-Golgi network.